AUAAUAUAUUUGUAGCACCUUUCAAAACCUCAUAGCCUACAAAGUGCUUCAGGACAGCAAAACAAAAUGACAAUAAAAUAAAAGCAUUAUAAAAACAAUAAAAAAAAUAUAUAUAUAUGGUCUUUAACAAACGUAUUUUAAAGAUAUGAGAACCGACAACAAGCUGCGCAGCCAAACGCAGGCUACUUAAAGUCCUGUUUCAUAACUUAUUGUUUGCGGAAGUGCCAUGAGCAUGGGGGAAACGAGCGCAUGCUACUGGUCAUAAGCGACGCAUUGGCUGCACGACGCUGCGUCAUUUCCUGCCAGAGGACGGUCAGAGGCGAGAGAGCAGCCAGUCUCCGCUCUGUCUCUGUAGUAACCACCGAGAAGCGGAGAGAGAGCCAGCAGCAGGUUGCCUCCAAACUGCAACCGGACGGAUAUAAAAAACAAGACCAACAGACAGAUGGCUGGAGUACACGUCUGCUCCGUGUGACACUGCUGGAUAGAUAUUUUUGUGAACUUGUCGUCGUUUGGACCUGAGCGGGAACACAGCGGGACGCCUGAGAAGAGCACAAAAAGAACUUUUUAUUUUCUCCUUCUUCGUUGGAAGAUAUAGUGUUUCUCUCUAAGUUGGUUGCGCAACGGUGAACCAAGUACAAGUCAUUUUAAGUUCGGGUGUUUUAUACCGUCUUGUGGAGCUGCGAGGCGGACACCAGAGAAGCGGCGCUGAGGCAGCCACCUGACCUCCUGGAAAAUAAGACCGCAGUUAAUGACACGCAGGCUGAGAUCCUUACGUGGCUCAUUACUAAGCUCUCUGGCGGAGCGGGACGACUUUUCCGCGGGGCUGUUGCGUGUUCAGUCUCGACGCACCCUAUCACGCGUGAAGUUUGCAGAAUCCAAUUGCUGAAAUCCACCUAAAUGAUGGUAAGUGCUAAUUAAUAUGUGUCAACUGUGAAAUUGAAUUAGUUGGACUUAAUUGGCCGUGGAAGUUGCCCCUUUGAUCGCUCUAUCCAGCAAAUUGCGAGUAGUAAGUGGAUCAUCUGUCACAACCAAACAGACAGCAUGGAUAUAACCGGAGUGCACGUCCUCCAGCGGUCGUGAUGCCAAGGGCCAGUCUAAUCCCGUGCCACCUGCCCGUUAUGCUUGCUCUCUAACCCGCACCAGUGUGGCGCCGCGUCCCGGACACACUGCCAGGAUGAGCAGCACCGACCUGGAGCGGAUGUCGCUCAGCUCCUCGGCCAACUCGGUGGCCUCCAGCGCGCGGACGCUCUCGGCCAACGUGAGGAAGCUGCACAACGCGCUCAACCUCCUGCUCAACGACUUCGAGAGGGAGCAGUUCAUCCACUGCCUCAACGUCUACCACUCCAAACGCAACGUGUACGACCUGGUGCAGACCCUCAACGUCAUCCUCAACGCGCCCAGCAAGCGGCAACUUCUGCCCAUGCUGCGGCUGGUCAUCCCCCGCUCCGAUCAGCUUCUCUUCGAGCAGUACACCUCAGAGGGCCUCUACUUAAAGUCGGAUUUGGCUGCAAGCAACGGCAGCACCGACCCCACGCCGGGCGACUUCCCCAGCGCCAGCCCGACUCCUCCGGGGCAUUUCUCGCCAAACAACCCGCCCGAGUUUCAGGUGGCGUUGCGGGGCUCGCCGGACAGCUUCAGCACCAGCAGCGACGGGACAGCUCCCCUGGUGCCGCUGCUCGGGAGGAACUUUGUCCACGAGCCGCCGGGCGAGCUGCGGCAGGUCACCAUGAAGCGGCAUAAGAGCAACGAGGGCUUGGGCUUCAGCAUCCGCGGCGGCUCGGAGCACGGGGUCGGCAUCUACGUGUCCCUGGUGGAACCGGGGAGCCUGGCGGAGAAAGAGGGUCUCCGGAUCGGUGACCAGAUCAUGAAAGUCAACGACAAAGUCUUCGACAAAGUCACUCAUGCUGAAGCAGUGAAGGUCCUGAAGGGCAGUAAAAAGCUUUGUCUCUCUGUGCGUUCAGUCGGGCGGAUUCCAGGUGGCUAUGUCACCAACCAUGUUUAUACCUGGGUUGACCCUCAGGGUCGGAGUGUGUCCCCUCCUCCUGACCUGCCUGAGCAUCGGAGCGCCACCCUGAGAAGAACUGACAGCCAGCGACGCAGCAACAUGCAGCUUCUGCAGGAGGGAGACGAGAAGAAGGUCAACUUGGUUUUAGAUGACGGCCGGUCUCUGGGUCUGAUGAUCCGGGGGGGAGCAGAAUAUGCUUUGGGUAUAUACAUCACUGGAGUGGACCAGGGGUCAGCAGCAGAGUGUGGAGGACUGAAGGUUGGUGACCAGAUCUUGGAGGUGAAUGGGCGCAGCUUUCUGAGCAUCCCGCACGACGAAGCCGUCAGGGUCUUGAAGUCGUCACGACACCUGAUGAUGACGGUGAAAGACGUGGGCCGCCUGCCGCACGCCAGGACAGUGGUGGGUGAGACCAAGUGGAUCGCCAGCUCACAGAUCGCAGAGAGCUCCGCCAACAGCAGCAUGGCAGGCUUCUCGGUGGACAAAGGAGCCUCUGCAGCAGGAAAGCCUGGAUUUUAUAAAGGCGUGGCAGGCUCCCAGGUGACCCUGUCCAGCCUGGUGAACCAAUCGCGGGCAAUGCUGGAGGAGCAGGCCCGCCACUUGCUGACAGAGGCGGAGCGGCAGACCAUGAGCUACUACGUGGAGGAGUACCGGGACGGACACAUCGGUGUGGAGCAGCUGGUCGUGGCGCUGUUCGAGCUACUCAACACGCAUGCAAAGUUCUCUCUGCUGUCAGAGGUGCGAAGCUUGGUCACCCCACAGGACCUGGAGCAUUUUGACGGGCUGGUGCUGCGACGGGAAAUUCAGGCUCUGAAGGCGCGACAGGGGACAGCUGGGGCCACAGCAUACAAACCAGACUCCCUGUCCAUGGUGUCAUAUCCAGACACCCUGACCUCAUCUUCAGCCAGCUUCAUGACCAACACCACCCUCAGCUCUGCAAGGAACGACAGCGUGGUGGAGAGUAAUGAGGAUGUUCCUCCGGAGAGUCUGAACACGCUGCUGACCGACAUCUCCCUGGACGAAGUGCAGUCCUUCACAGCUGAAUCCCCCCCCUCCUUCAAGCCUCCGCCCCCACCAGGGGUGCAGAGGCACCCAAGUAAACGAGAUCAGCUCAACAAAUGCCCCUCAUCCGAAUCCUCCCACUCAGGCUUGUACUUCACAGCCCCGACCUCUCACAACCACAGCAAAGAGCCAGGACACACCCCCGCCUCGCCCUCACUACACCACAAACGAGAACAUCCCAUGGACCCUUCUCGGGACUACGCGGCCAUAAGAAAGAGAAAACCCUCGGUACCUUCCAAGAAAGAACAAAUAACAGCUGCUCAGUUGUCCAUGGUCACCCAGCACAACAUCGGCCCCUUCCCCAGGGUCCAAUCCCCCAGCAGAGGCACCACACCUGCUACCCCCUCCCCUUCACCACCGCCUCCACCUCCACUCCCUGCUCCUCCUCCGCCCCCUUCUCUGCCCCUAAAGUCAGUGUCCAUGUCCAAAGCCUCCUCUCCUGGUUCUAAACAACAGUUUGUUACAGUGGAGGUUCACAGGCACAACGCAGAGCCCGACGUUAACGAGGUGCGGCCGCUGCCCCAAGCUCGAGGUGGCGCCCUGUCUCAGCUGUCAGACAGCGGCCAGACUCUCAGUGAGGACAGCGGGGUGGACAUAGCUGAGUCAGGACACAUCAGCAAAGACAGCAGCCCCCAUUCCUCACGCACACGUCAACCCCGAGACACCCUGGGGGGCGGGGGGGACAACCCCUCCAAACCGCCUGGGCUGUUGGAGCCCACUUCUACACUAGUGAGGGUGGCAAAGAGUGCCAGCACCCUGGGUAUUGCCAUUGAAGGUGGAGCCAACACUCGCCAGCCGCUGCCACGAAUUGUCACAAUACAGAGGGGUGGUUCAGCUCAUAACUGUGGCCAGCUGAAGGUGGGUCAGGUGAUCCUGGAGGUAAACGGGGUUUCCCUGAGGGGCCGUGAGCACAGGGACGCCGCACGCCUCAUCGCUGAGGCCUUCAAGACCAAAGAGAGGGACUACGUGGACUUCCUGGUGACCGACUUCAACGUGGCGCUAUAGCUGAGUGGAGGAGGAGAGAGGACGAUGACGAGACCAGUACAGGAGAAGAAGAGUCUGGGGACAACAUGAGAGGAAGAAAUUCAAAGCAUUUGUUGAUUUAAAUGGCACAACUCUUUUAGAACCACCAACUGAUCUCUGAGCCCUUUCUCAAAAACCCACCCUUGAGUCUGGACACAAAUUUACAAGGUAUUACUUCUGCUGUGGACUUCAUUCAGGAUUCUCCUCAACAUGUUACCUCCCCACUGUGAGACCUUAUGCACUAAAAAUGGAAAGUAGUGAAACCUAUACGUUUUUGUUCUCUCAGCAACCAUUUGAAACUCACUGGAACUUCUCGUAGCACUCCCAAGUCCCAUGGUCAGUUUAUUUAUUUCUUUUUUGCUUCUAUCUGAGAGACAACUGCACAUCUAAGACUAAUUCACGCUUGACUUUAUAAGCUUGGAUUUGUAAAUGUAAAAAUGAACAAAUGUAGAUACAGAUGCAUAUAUACCGUACACAUAAAGAUACUAUAUGAAUUAUAAAACCUGUGACAUCUGUUGCAUCAUCGACAUAUAGUAAUAUAUUUCAAAGAUAAUGAUAAUUCAGGCCAUCCUGGCAAGUGAGGCCUGUCUGCGUACUACUACCCUUUCACAAAUGAAGCUAACAAAGAUACACAUCAUAUGCUCAUAAUUGUUUAAUGAGACAAACAAAAAGACACGUGAAUGAUGGAAAUCUUCAGAUGGGUUCCACACAAAUGUGCGUUCAUUUCCUUUUUCCUUUCUGCUUCUCCCUGUGUAUCUGUAUUGUUUGAGACUGUCCACACUUAGACAGCUGAAUUUGAAAAUGCUGUUUACGGGUGUCCACAAUACAAACAUUAAGAAGUGGCUAAGUCAUUUUUUCUUUUUCCAUUGGCAAACAACACAUUUCCACAUCACUGCCAAAACCUGGUAAGGAGUGGAACGGAGAGUCUAGAGUCUUAGCUGUUUAAAACUCAAUUGUCACCUAAACUGUUUUAAUACAGCCGAUUUCACAAUUUAGUUGACAUAUUUUUCUCUGUCUGUUUUCAGACACCUGAACAAGUAUUGUAAGUAGUGAGCAAUCAUUUGAUGGCAGGUUGUAAAUGCUAGCUGUUAACCAGCAAGCUUUUCCUGUUUUGCUCCCGUCAGGCGUCAAUAAAAUUCCUAAUAGUUCCUCCUUGAGCUGCUACUUUGUCAGAAAUACAACAGAAGAGCAACUGGUGGAUGUCUUUACAGUGCUGGCAAACAAUCACAUGGUUUUAAUAAAGAAGUCAAUAACUGGCCUUUUCCCAUUGUGCUACGAGCCACUGCGGUCUAAUUUCAUGCUGCGCACAUUGCGAGUGUGUUUAAUACACAACAACAGUGCACAGCAAAACAAGUUGGCUACCUUGCUGAGGAGUUGGAGGUGUUCAUCCUGUAGCUCUUCGUCUAACAGUUACACUGGAUUACAUGCUGCAUUGUUUUCUUUGAAUCCCUCAUGCCUGUAGAAGCAAUCUGAAUGGCGGACCCUGCUCCAUAACGAUUGAAACAAUAAGAGAGGUAAUUACAGAAUGUAAAUACAGUUAAUGAUGAAAAAUGUCAGCCAUCAAUAGUAUGACAGUAGAAUGACAACACCUUCACUGUAGCCAAGUUUCUUACCACAGUACAGACUAAAACACGAGGCCACUGUGUUCAUAUUCAUUCACUCUAGAGAGCAAUUUUAAAGACACUGGAUCAAAGAUGCAUUGUCAGAUUUGGCCAGUUUAGUGUGGUAGUACUCUGAGAUGGGAUAAAAUCCCUCAGUUUUUCCCUCAGAGCGCUCAGUUUUUCUCCUGCGGCUUUCCUGACUGAAUAACAAUUGAGUAAUUUUAUUUUGUAAUUUCAUAGUUUCAAUUAUUUUCACCCAGGGGGGGCUUGAAACCGUGCUCAGUGCAGCAAUUAUGCCCAAGAGGAGAGUAAUGAGACAUUUAGAGGACGAGACUGCCAAAGAUUUUAGAAACACGUGUGUGCACGCACGCACACAUUUCAUCCAUUUAUAGAAAAGCAAUUAGGAGAUAAGCAAUCAGGUAGAGUGAGCAAUGGAGCGAGAGAGAGAGAGAGAGAGAGGGGGAAAAGAACAUGAGAAUGAGUGAGUAACUAAAGUAACAAAUGAGACGUGAUUGUUGUUGGGGAGAUGAUUUGCUUCCUCUCAGGAAGGAGUGCAAGCGUGAAGAGGAUGUACAGCAAACAUCCUCCUCACGUGUCACUCCAGAGACUGACAUUAGGCUGCAGGUAGAAACAUGAAGUAAUUGGUGUAAUUAAUCUAAGUGUGCUGUGCGUGGAUGUGUGUUGCGCGUGUGUUUAAUGUGAGUGGUGUGUGUCUGUCUGUAGGAAAUGGAUGAAAAGAGAAAAGAUGUGCUCCAAACAAGGAGACGGCAAAUAAAGACGAAUGUAAAUGUCAUCAAGGGAGCUGCUGUAUGAGACAUACAAAGAAGUGAAGCAGUAGCCUGGCAGUCUGGGAUUUGAAGAACGCCAGCAGAGCAGCUCUCUGAGAAAUUGCUAUCAAACACUCCUGAAUCAUUCCGAUGACAAACUGAGGGAAGAGAACACCAUAUUCAUGCUUUGUUUUUACAGCAUCUACCGUCCAUCUUCAAAAUGUCAUCAUUUAAUGAAGAAAAAACAAAUGUUUGGAAUGCACUUCUAAGAUUUUUCAAAGGUCAUACUCGUAACCAGUAUGUUUGUACCUGUAAUCCCAAUAAUAAUAAUCUCAAGAAAUAGUUUUUUAAAGAAUCUAUUAUUUCUUGAUAGUCUUAAAAAUCUGAUAAAACCUUUCAGACGAAAGAGAUGUUGAGAAGUAACAAAACAAACAAUAUUUUUUUAAGCUGCUUGACUUGAUUUUGUCCUCUAGAGGCCUGAAAGUUAAUUCAUUCUUUGAUUCCUUCUCUGUCGUGUUUCUAUCACUCCACUAUCCAGCCUCCUUUUAGCUAUGGCUUGGUCUCCACCAACCCCUGUGAAAAAUAUCUGCCUCUGUAGCUGCACAUGUUUCACUUUUGUACCAGGUAAAGUUUUGUUCCGCCGUUCUUUGGUGCUGGGAAGGUAGUGAGUUGAUCACAGCUUGCUUACUGAAAAUAGCUACCUGACGGUGUGUACAGACAAGAGGUGAAGCAAAUUUAGAGGUACAUUUUGCACUCUGCUCGUGCACUCCUUGCGCAUUUUUGUAUACGGUCUAUGGCAUGAACAUGUGUUUUGGGGGAGGGGCUUUGGAGGGAGGCCAGAAGGAUACUUAUACUAUAAUUGGAUACUUUCAAACUAGCUGGCUCCAAUGCAGUUUCUCCAAUGCUACCUACCCCAGCUUUAAACCACUAGAGGUCAGCAAAAACAAGAUUUUCUGAGGUUACUCAUUACUCAACAUAGUUUCAUGCAUCCCUAACAAAUAUGCAAACUAGGCUUUUGUAAAACUUUUGUCUAACAGCUGACAUGAAAUUCCUCCAUUCAUCUAAAAAUAUAUGUUUAGACAUUUAUUUUAUGUAAGUGCUUGAUGUCAAACUUUUCACAUUAGAAUUUUGUCCCAAAUCAGAAAACUAAAAAGCCUUUAUAUGUUAACAUUUCCAACUGACAUGUUCCCAUUUUCAUGCAAAGUUAAUUUCAAACCUGAUUUUGGCACAGGAUCAGGAAACAUAUAUACAUUGUAUAAAUGUGGACCACUUGAGCCUUCAAAACCAGAGUUUUUAUGAAUAUUUAAAUUCCCCUCUGCCUCACAGAGCGGCAGGUUAAAAGACAGUCAACAUAAAAGUAGUGACGUGAUACAACCGAAGAGGUGAAUCAAGAUGAGAUAAACCCACUGUGUGUCUGUUUUUUUGUAGAUUUUUAAAGGGCAGCCUGCACCUGUAAAUCAGAAUAAAAUGUCAAUAGUUAAGGCUUUAAAACAGGAAACAGGGAAAAGCUCCCAUAUACAAAUAGUCUCAAAUAGGCUACUGAGUACAUCUAUUCAUUUGAUAUGCAGAAAAUGUCUCUGUAUGCAUAUUCAGGACGUGAUACAAACUAUCUGAAAAAUAAUGUACUUACCGCAACCACUAACAAACUUAAAAUUCAGGAUGCAUCAGUGUGUGUGUGUGUGUGUGUGUGUGUGUGUGUGUGUGUGUGUGUGUGUGUGAGAGAGAGAGAGAGAGAGAGAGAGAAAGACAGAAUGAGCUAGAUAAGAAGAGAGCGGGAGAUAGAGAGAGAUUCACACACAGAUGAGCGCUGGAGUGCGUCCUCUCAGUGGAAUUACUCGCUGUUAAACAGUCGAAUCUAGAAGGAAUUGCAGCCUCACAGAUGAAGGCUUUUGUGACACCAUCCCUUCAAAGUGAGAAGAGGAGAUGAGGAAAGAGAAAAUGAGGAGAAAAAGAAGAGGAUGUACAUUGUUAAACACUGCUUUGGCCAAACCUUUGAUGGAAAAUAAUACAACAAUUGAAUCUGUCCAGUGAGAACAACAUACUAUAUCUUUAAAUUAGAUUUUAUUUAUUUUGCUUUUGAAGAUCUUGCUAAUAAACUGAAGAAUUAAAAUUUUCUCUAUGGGUUAAGGGAAUUCUCCCACUUCUGAGGCUACUAAAAAACCCUUUCAAAUGCCUUUGGAGUAACUCAAAAAUGCAAUGCCACAAAUAGGCUAAGGUUUCAUUUGAAAAUGUUCAAUACCAAACUUUGUUUCCAUACUGACAAAAAGAGUACUUACUGCCUUACCACAAGUAUACAGAUGUUUUUCUACAAAAGCCAUUUUUCAUUAAACGGAUAAGGCCAGUAUAUUGUCAGCAUAUCCCAUGAACAGAUUUAAACCAACAGUGUGUUAGUCUGUCUCUGAAUACUUUGUGACUUGCCCUGUCUGUGGCUCUCAGCCUCUAACCCAUUAGUUCCUACUGAAGAUGUAAAUCUUCCAAAAACAAUCACAACUAUAUAGUAUAGCAUAUAGUUUCAUUUUUGAAAAACGCUGCAGAUUAAUACACAUUUGGUGCUCUAGUGAUUAUUUACAGCAGCAGGACUGACUGUAUGUGGGACUGACUCAAGAUGAACUGCGGUAUCUGUGAUAUUUAUAAAGAAGUAACAUGUCAGCUAGUGCAACAAUGUGGCUCAGUGAUGCGUUUUUAAUAGUUUGUGGACAACAAUGGAGCUCUAUGGCACAGAGGAAUAAGGCUUUGGAUACACAGACAGUAUUUUUUAGUAGGAUCAGUCCAUUGUUGGUUUUUGUCUUUCCAUGGGAUUUGUUAGCAAACAUCUCAAAUGUUAAAUGUUGUCUAAACAUAAGCAGCCACACAACAACUGUGCAUAAAUAAAGUCUGAAAUUGGGGGGGGUUAUAGUUAAUUUUUCAAACUGCCUCAUCAAAGAAUAAAUGAAGAAGAGUCCAUUAAUGCCAAAGUUCCCUUGAGUAAGACACUGUUCCCCUCCGUGCUGCUGGCUGUACCCUGCUCAGGUGAAAUGUAGAUAAAUGCAAACAUGCCUCAGAGAAAGUCAAACGUGAAAACUGAUGAAUAAAGCUCUACAGGAAAAGCAACAGCCACAAUGAUAUUAACCACACAUUUAUUUAUUUAGACAUUUAUAAACCAUGGUAAAGCUGUCUAAUAAUCAUCCGUCAGCAUCACAGAAACUUUUCGUGAGUGAACUCCAUUAUGACCCCAGCUUGUAGACACGUGUCGAUAGUGGCUCGGCCUUUUCAUUGACCUGAUAUUAAAGGGCCAUCCAGGAGGGACGGAUGAUGGAGGGAAGCGAUGUAAGCUGCUGACAGUCUCAUUAGUCAGACUCCAAGACAGAGAGGUGCUGGCCUUGGCUCAGACAUGAGACACGACAGCUCAGACAUUGACUUGUUGCUCAUGCUGUAGCAAGGUGCAAGGGUUUGCCCCCCACCCCCCACCCUUAACCCUUAACCACUGAUUCCCCACAAAGGUCAGACUCAUAAACCAACCAACACCACUUGUUGACUCUAUUGAUAAUGUUUAUUUGUUUCACUGAGUGUGCCUCCUGCUUUAUUAGCUGCACAUGUUGAUUUUGUUGGUGUUCAUUUUUCAACCCUGUUGCUUUUCUUAGUCCGUGAGUGGCAGUCCACCUGUCUUUUUGCCUGCUUCCUGCACAUUUUAACGAGGAGUAUUGUACGACAACAUGCUAUUUAUACAGAAAGUGUGUUUAAUUUUUCAAUAAAGAUAUCUGCACAAAAACUAA
This is a messenger RNA of Micropterus salmoides (largemouth bass), 10207 nucleotides long. It is a transcript of the gene whrna, whose product is annotated as whirlin a. The transcript has 12 exons. The record is from RefSeq and is a predicted model, not a curated record. Gene Ontology annotation, biological process: auditory receptor cell stereocilium organization; sensory perception of sound. Gene Ontology annotation, cellular component: stereocilium tip; stereocilia ankle link complex; cilium. The coding region runs from base 1175 to 4069 and encodes 964 amino acids. NCBI's taxonomy places the organism in Eukaryota, Metazoa, Chordata, Actinopteri, Centrarchiformes, Centrarchidae. Gene Ontology annotation, molecular function: protein binding.